UCGGAAGAAGUUGCGUCGAACUCGUGACCCGGUCUUGAUUUAGAUUCUUUGUCAUCAUCCACAACAACUGCAGACUGGCAGUGGCCGCUCCGCGCGCACUGCGGCGCUUUGCAACCUCGGAACGACGGCGAGCUGGGUGCGCGCGGCCGCUACUCAUCUGGUCCGCUGUGGCAGGAAUGAUGGUCGCGCUCACCUUCACCUGCCGCGCGCUGCUCGUCUUCCUGCUCUCCGAGUCGGUUCAGACCGACACAACAGCGCCUUUCCUCAUCACAGAGAACAUGUGGCCCCGCGGUUGUGUCCUGGACUGCCAGAGGGGGCGCCACAGAGCCGUGUGUGGUAGCAACGGCAGGUUGUAUAAAUCACUGUGUGCCUUCCAGCGGGCGCAGUGCAUCAACACACAGCUCCGCCUGGCUCCACAACUACACUGCUCAGAUCUGAAUCUGUCUAAAUGCCAGCUGGCCAGGGCUCAGGCCCUGGAGGCCAGCACCCACAACAGCGGUGGCCAUGUUAGCCCAGCUGCUCCCAUCUUCGUGCCAGAGUGCCAUGUGGACGGUCACUUCCUGCCAGUGCAGUGCUACAACCAGACAGGAUACUGCUGGUGUUCCACACCUGAUGGCAAACCCGUCAGUGGUACCUCAAUCCUCCAUCUGAUCCCCAACUGCACUGAUCACAUCACCAGGUUGGCUCAUACCACUGAUGCAGAUUCAGCUCUAAUCAAAGAUGUAGUUGGUGAACCUGGGCCUACACUGGACCCCAGAAAAGCUUCAGAGCUGACAGUUCCUCCUUUCUGGGUGACCAUACUGAUGAACUCUGACCCCAAAGGAAAACGCUCUGUCAGACGUCCCACAGACAGUCCUCAGAUGUGUGAGCGUGAGCGAGCGUCGCUGCUCUCUCAGAUGCGUUCAGCCAGGCAGGAAGAGCGUUUCAUCCCAGAAUGCACGCCAGAUGGCCGUUACAGCCCCGUGCAGUGUUACGCUGCCGUGGGUUACUGUUGGUGUGUCCGGGUGGAUAGCGGCAGGCCACUACCAGGCACCUCUGCAAAGAAUCGCAUCCCAGACUGCUCUGGGGCAGAGGAGGCACCAACAGACAGGAGGUACAGGGAAAACCCUCUGCCAGGGUGUCCUGGAGCUCGUAAGAAACAGUUCCUACAGAGUCUGAUCAGGGUUCUGCAGCUGGAAGCUGAGCAUGCUGGGAGUCUGAGUUCCUACCAGGCAUCAAAAACAACUCCCUCCAGCUCUCCCUCACCAUCUUUCAAAACUCCACCCUCUGCCAUUCCUUCCUUCCCCUCAUCGAUUCUGGAUGUUGCUUCUCAUACUGCUUUGGAGGCCAAAGUGUCCUCCAGGCCAGAGAUGGUGCUGCGGUGGCACUUCAGUCAGCUGGACUUGGACUCCAGUGGGGUGCUAAGUGAACGCGAGGCUCGACCCCUUCGACAGUUCCUACGACGGAGGCUAAAGCCGCGACGGUGCGCCAAGAAGUUUGCUCAGUACUGUGACAGGGAUGGAGACCAAGGCCUGACGUUGGACGAGCUGGGGGUCUGCCUGGGCCUCUGAGGUGGGUCAGAGCCAGGUGUGUGUCCCCCAGAUGACUAUAGUGUAAUCUGAAGCAUUAUUUGACAAAUAUCCCUUUUUUCAAACAAAUAACCUCCAGUGUAUUUCACUUUAAGUUUUUUUUUUUAGGCUACUUUCAGUUUUUUUUCCCCACUGCAUGUCAUGUACAUGCAAUAAAAUAAAUGAAUAACAGGGAUAUACUGUAAUGGGUAUGGGCUAAAGAGUUUACUUGGGCUGAGGAUAAUCAUAUACUUCUGUUUAAACUAGACACAGAAGAGAUAGACACAGAAACUAUCAAUUCUCUAUGUGCUCUGUGAACAAUUUCAAUCAUAUGUACCUGUGUUUCCUACUGUGAGUAAAGUUCUGUGAAAUUUUA
Molecule: messenger RNA, 1923 nt
Organism: Micropterus dolomieu (smallmouth bass)
Lineage: Eukaryota; Metazoa; Chordata; Actinopteri; Centrarchiformes; Centrarchidae
Product: SPARC-related modular calcium-binding protein 1-like
Exons: 10
Coding region: 177-1550 (457 amino acids)
Biological process (GO): extracellular matrix organization
Cellular component (GO): basement membrane
Molecular function (GO): calcium ion binding; extracellular matrix binding; protein binding
Source: RefSeq, a predicted model, not a curated record